UAAACAUAGCACGAUUUUCGAUUUUGCUAUGAAAAAGACUACGUCGGAUUGGAAUACUCUAUUAUAGCAUUUUAUAAAUGCUAUGCCGAAAUUUAACUAAGCGGGAACUAUUAGAGCCAAUUUUUUCAUCGAUCCUAACACUUAAGAAAAACAGACGGUGACUUUUCCUUUUCAAUUGGAUAGAGAGAGAGAAAAAAAAAACAAAACUUUGAACAAAAAAAAAAAACUCUCUCACUCUCACCAUCUUCGAUCCUCUUCUCCUCCAAUCUUCUUCUCCAUUAUGUUCUUUCAUUCGAUCUCCCUUGCCUCUCUCUCUCUCUCUCUCUCUGCAACUUUUCUCAUCUCUUUAGAUUUCUCCGACAUAUCAUCCCUCUCUCUGCAAAGACGACGACCACUGCCUCAUCCUUCGCCGGCGAUAAUCUCGAUCUCCGACGGCCUCUACCUUUCCGUCGAUAGUUUUAAGCUUCGGCAGCUGAAUUUUUAUCUAUGUCGUUCAAAUUAGGAUUCAAUCUUCAGUUUAAGGUACGAAAUCACCAAUAUAUACCUUGAUUAGGUUUUCCUUUACCGUUAGUUGUCCUUAUUUGGUCUUAUCGAAAUUGAAACUGGUUUCAAACAAGGGAUAACGAUAAUUUUGAUAUUUGACGGAUUCAAAUUAGGGUUCACUUUUCAACAAAACGAAAUUUCAUAUACAAAUUAGUGUUGUGCUUUGUGUUUUUUGUUUCUCAGAUCUUCCAAAGAUAAAACUCAGGUGUUGGUGCUAAAUUCAGGAGCUUGAAGAAGAAGUUAAGCUUCUCAAAAAUCUCUCCCAUCCAAAUAUAGUUGUAAGUAAUAGUUUCGGCUCUGAUUAUACUAUUGUCGAAUCUGAGUUUUGGAAAGAUUGAAUUCACAAAACUAUUGUGCGUCUCUACCUGAUUCCUUAGAAUGGUUUUUGUUGUGUAAACUGAUGAUGAUUUCAUGCCCUCCAGGUGUUCGACGAAUUGCCUCAUUAUUGGUUUGCUUGUUUCUUGACAUUGUUUGGCGUUAUGUACAGCUUAUUACAUUUAGUUCAUUAUUGAACUUAGUUAUGGAUCAUUAUUGAAUCUGGUGUGACUAAUUUGAUUGUUGUUUUCUUUCGUGUGUUUUAUAUUGUGAAGUUACGAAUGUAAAAUCUGUCUAAAGGUGCAUAACAACGAAAGAGACUACUUGUCGCAUCUUCACGGUAAGAGGCAUCACACCAAUUUGUAUGAUAUAGUCAACUUAGCAUAUCAAUUGAAUAUUAUGGAUAUUUGCUUUUUUCAUAUUCAGCUCAUUUUCAAGAGAAAAAAUUCAGAGAUGAAAUGAAAACAGAGGUAAGCAAAUGUUUUAUUACUUGGUGUCCUUAUGUAGCUUUUAAAUUUGGGUACUUUUGUGCAGAACACUUCAGAUAAUGAUCUUUAUGAUUCAGAAUUUUCUGGUAAGUACUCUUUUCUCUUAUGCUCUUGCUAAAUCUGUACAUGUUAAUCAUUUGUAUCAAACCUAAUAUGUUUUGUUUCAAUUGAUUAUCAGAACCUCCUCAUUUAAGUAAAUGGUUUCCGGACUAUGUAUAUGAAUCACCGAUGUUGGAUACAUGUUAUGGUUUUGAAUUCUCUGACCUUAAAGAAAGUGAAAGUAUAAAGGAUUUGGUAAUUAAGAAAGAGACACCAACAAAAAUCGAUGACUUAGUCUCUUCUAAGAUUGAUGAUAUGACUGACUCGCAAGCUGCAUAUUCAGAGUUGGUAGUUGAGGAUAGUGUCAUAGACGAUGCCGUAAUAGACAAAAACCGUAGAAGUCUUUUUCGAAGAGUGGCUAAGCGAAAACCUACAAUACCAACCGUUGAAGAAGAGUUAACUUACUUGAAGAACCGAGUCAGUGAUCUAGAAGACAAAGUAAGCUAUUUGUAUGAUGUUAUUAGUCGUCUUAUUAUCUCUAAUGGCAACAAUGGUAAUUAGACGUAAGGAUAUUAGUUUAGGUAUUGGAUUCAUAUUUGAUUUAUGUAUGAAUUGAUGUUUGGUUUAUGAUAUGAUGUAUAUGUAUG
Molecule: messenger RNA, 2032 nt
Organism: Arabidopsis lyrata subsp. lyrata
Lineage: Eukaryota; Viridiplantae; Streptophyta; Magnoliopsida; Brassicales; Brassicaceae
Exons: 2
Coding region: 1575-1946 (123 amino acids)
Source: RefSeq, a predicted model, not a curated record